Molecule: messenger RNA, 586 nt
Organism: Ambispora gerdemannii
Lineage: Eukaryota; Fungi; Glomeromycota; Glomeromycetes; Archaeosporales; Ambisporaceae
Source: the annotation of a GenBank genome assembly
AUGAAUAAUAACGAAUAUUUAACAGAAACAGAACGUCAACUUAUAAAUAAACCUCCUUACCAACUAACUCUUUCGAUUGAAGAAUUAACAAAACCUGCCAAGAAAAACCGCGAUAAUUCUGAUAAACCACCACGAACACAAAACAGUUGGAUCAUUUUUCGGAAAGACUAUGAAGCUAAUUUACGUCGACGCAGUCCUGACGUCAAACAAGAAGUUAAACAUACUGCAAAGGAAUGCAGUUUAGAGUGGAAAUCGCAACCAAGUGAAGUUAAGCAUUUAUUCAAAACACUGGAGAAAAUAGCUUAUGAGAAUCAUAAGCAUAUAUAUCCCAAUUAUAAGAAUAAGCCAAAAAAUGUAAAAGAUUUAAACCAUAAAAAAUUUAUUUUUCGGGAACAAAAAAAAUACCCGACCAAGUCUAACAUACCAAGUGUCAGCUCACAACAAGGGGCAGGGCAGCGUCACCUUCCUUCACAUCAGUAUACUUCUUAUAAUUACGGAAAUAACAUUGACAUCAACAUCACGACCACUGAUAAUCAUUCUCCAGACGCUACCACUACUUUACGUCGUAUUAUUAAUGACGAAGAUG